AUGUUGGAGGAAUCUCAGUCGCAGCAGGCAAGUUACUACAGGUUGCUGCUGAAUCCGGCAUUUGCAGUUGAUAUUGGAUCGAUGAUGUUAAGUUGGGUCAUCAUGGCCUUCAAUGAACCGACUCUUCAGCCUUAUUUGGCCACACAGUUCAAGAUGGACAGUACACAAGUGGGCGUCGUUUUUAUGGUGCAAUAUGCCAGCUACACCAUUGGCUCUCUUUCAUCUGCGAUUUUGUGCAGUCUGAAGAUGGAAACAUUUUUCGGAUUCUUUGGUCACGUUUUAACCAUCAUCGCCUACCUCAUCUUGGGACCUGCACCUUUUAUUUCAUGCGAACCAACCUUCUGGAUGGUCUACCUGGCCCAGGUUUUUAUUGGAGUAGGAACGGCGGCUCAAUUCGCUUGCCACUACAGCCACGCUCUCAAGGUUGCAGGGUAA
Messenger RNA from Ixodes scapularis (black-legged tick), 435 nucleotides. RefSeq lists its product as uncharacterized. Gene Ontology annotation, molecular function: transmembrane transporter activity. The record is from RefSeq and is a predicted model, not a curated record. Bases 1 to 435 code for a protein of 144 amino acids. Lineage: Eukaryota; Metazoa; Arthropoda; Arachnida; Ixodida; Ixodidae. The transcript has 4 exons.